Messenger RNA from Ogataea philodendri, 2661 nucleotides. RefSeq lists its product as uncharacterized. The transcript has a single exon. The coding region runs from base 1 to 2661 and encodes 886 amino acids. Gene Ontology annotation, molecular function: protein binding. NCBI's taxonomy places the organism in Eukaryota, Fungi, Ascomycota, Pichiomycetes, Pichiales, Pichiaceae. The record is from RefSeq and is a predicted model, not a curated record. Gene Ontology annotation, cellular component: HOPS complex; late endosome. Gene Ontology annotation, biological process: protein targeting to vacuole; macroautophagy; cellular response to starvation.
AUGGGGUCUUCUUUCAACGACGAGAUAGUGGACACUACCGCCGAGAUUGGGAGCACUGGGUCGGCUGACAGUCGAGAUGAAGCAUCACAAAACUCGAAUAAUGAAACAGACGCCCAAUCCGAACAUACAGACCAGUCAGACACUGAGAGUAUCCAAAGCACAGAACCCCCCAAACUCAAGUAUUCUCGUCUCAACAAACUGCCUGCCCGGUUUUUCAACAGAGACGCAGUAAGUUGCUGCUAUUUUCACGAAGAAGUGUUUAUAUUUGCUACGCAUUCCGGGUUCAUUCAUCUGACCCGACCAGACUUCUCUGCCAUCCGUACAAUGAAAAUUCAGAGGAGUUCCAUUCUGUCUCUGCACACCGACGGAGAGUACUUUGCCGCUGGGUCGAUCGACGGAACAGUGGUAAUUGGUUCCAUCGUUGACGAGAAAGAUAUCAUUGCAUACGACUUUAAACGGCCAAUUCAUGCCGUGGCUCUCGAUAAGAAUUAUAAAUCGACCAAACUGUUUAUUUCAGGCGGAACAAGCGGCAAUGUUGUGUUUUCUGCCCGAAAUUGGCUCGGCCAACGACAAGAUACAGUGGUAGAAGGCGGAAAGGGUCCUAUUACGCUUAUAAAAACUAUUGAUGAUCUGGUGAUCUGGACAAACGAUACAGGAAUCACGGUAGCUCAGAUAUCGUCCAGAACAAUUAUAUUCCAUGAGAAAUUGCCCGAGAAUUUCCCGCGACCAGAAAUGUACUGGCCUCGAUUCCACCAGACAGAUACAGACAGAUUCUUGAUAGGCUGGGUCGAUCAUAUCUGGACGUUUCGUGUUUCGAUAACUUCGUCCAACUCGAGCAUCAUUUCGUCCGCCGCUUCCAGUUUCCGCUACCAGCCAGACAAAAAAAUCGCUUUGGAACACCAUAUAUUGAUGGAGGACACGCUUAUUGCUGGAGUUUGUGAUUUUGGCGACGAUCUGAUGAUUUUAAACUACGUGAAGAACAGCGAGCCUCCAGAACUCAAGAUCGUGGACCGUACCUCGUUUGAAGAGUAUUCUGUCGACCAGGUGGCAUUGAAUCAGAAAUCAAACCUGGGACUUAACGAUUUCCAUCUGUACCAGCACGGAACUAGAUGGUUUUUGGUGUCGGCAGAUGACUGUGUCAUUGUUCAACAAUACGGUAUUGAAGACCAGCUGAAAUGGUAUACUUUGCGCGGAGAAUACUUGGAAGCUUGGAAAAUGAGCGGCUUGUGGCUGGACAAACAGGAAAGACUGAACAUUGGAGAACGUCAGAUGAAGAAACUGGUUGCAGAGAACGAUUGGCAGGCGGCUUCUUCGUUUCUUAGCGAGAUGCUUGCGACAACAGGAACCGAAGACCCUGAGUAUUUGGAGUCCGUCGUGAAGAGCUGGGAUCACUGGGUCACCCAAUUCUUCAAAGAAAAUAAAGAAACACUAGUGCUGGACGUUAUUCCGUCCACACCAAUUGGAGACUUGUUUGUCUCUCCAGAGCACUACAAUCAUAUUUUUGACUAUUUGAUCAAAAACAACGAGUUUGAACAAGUUUUGAGGUUGGCACACAAAUGGGACCAUGCCUUAUUUGACGUCGAGUCUCUUCGAGACAAACUGGAAGACGAUCUGGAGAACUCUCGCACCCACGAAACCGAGAUCCGUCAAUUGAUUGUACAAUUGAGUUUGGAACUGGACGAGAUGGAGAAAUGCGUUGACCAUUUGAUUUGGCUGAAAGAUCCGGAUAUAAUGCUUUUUCUGGACGAGCAUCAUCUACUUCUGCCGAACCUCAAACGGCUUCCGGAGAUUCUCAGUUUGAGCGCGUCUGGAAAACCGCUCGAUUCCGAAAGUUUAUCUGUCCCGGUUGCAAUUUUGGUUGAAAAUAGCCACGAGAUUCUUCCACAGGAAAUUGUUGAGAUACUCGACUCUUCAGGAAUGGACUACGUUAGUUUCCUAUACUUGGAUGCCUUGUCUGCUCACGAUAAGCUUUUGGUGAAAGAUUUCCAGGAUGAAAUGGUUAAACUGUACGCCUCCUACAACAGGGACAAUUUGCUCAAUUUUCUUAGCCGUCACUACAAUUACUCGGUUGAGAAGGCAAUAUCCAUCUGUGAAGAUAAGAACUGUAUUUCAGAACUGGUUUACCUGCUGAGCAAGGUUGGCGAAAAUAAAAAAGCUUUGAAGUUGAUAGUGGACGAGCUCAAGGACCCAGAACGGGCAAUCAAGUUUGUCAGUGAAAGCGACGAUCGCGAGCUUUGGGAUUUCUUGCUUGACUACUCCAUGGACAGACCCGCAUUCGUUCAAACUCUUGUCAUUGCUGCCAGCGAUCUUGUUGAUCCAAUACCCGUGAUUUCUCGAAUUCCAAAUCAAGUUGAAAUUACAGGCUUACACGACGCUCUACUCCAAAUCUGUGGCAACACCGAGAUGGAUCGUUUGCUCCACCAAUUGAUCCUCAAGAUCAUCUCAUCAGAGACCAUGGGCCUCACCCACGAGUAUAUGGGACUGCGUGCAAAAGGCACUGUUUUCGAGCUAGACAGUCUACCAGAAGAGACGCUGAUCCACAAAUCUAACAAGCUAAUGACCGAGAAAGAGUUCCUAGGCAUCUCUUGGAAAGGCUCAGCGGCUACGAUCACCGAAAAAUUAAAUCACCUUGCAUAUAUCCGCAGGCAGACUGGGCGUUAA